UGCACCAAUAUUAUCUACCUUCGUCUCUCUCACACGCUACAACCACUGGUGUUUUUCUCACUUAACUUAUCUCUCAUCAAACAUAACCUGUCAAAAUGGACUCCGGUGGUUUUCCGGUGGUGGUGAGGCGGAGCGAGGUGGUGGCUGCGGUGUUGCCGGUGCAGGAGCACUGGCUGCCCAUGUCCAAUCUGGACUUGCUCCUCCCACCCCUUGACUUCGCAAUUUUCUUCUGCUACAACAAAAUCACCGAGUCGCCGGAAAAUGCGGUGGCGGUGCUCAAGAAGGCCCUGGCUCAGGCUCUGGUAUCCUUCUACCCGUUCGCCGGAGAACUCGUGCAAAACCGCCACGGCGAGCCGGAGAUGCUCUGCAACAACCGUGGGGUGGAUUUUACAGUGGCUUAUGCUGAUGUAGAGCUGAAAGACGUCGAUCUUUAUCGACCAGAUGUAUCUGUACAUGGGAAACUUGUUCCUGUUAAGAUGCAUGGCGUGCUCUCGAUUCAGGCGACGGAGCUGAAAUGCGGCGGACUAUUCAUCGGAUGCACUUUCGACCACCGCGUGGCGGACGCCUACUCCGCCGACAUGUUUCUCACUGCGUGGGCGGAGAUCGCUCGAGCAAAGCCCAUCACGCGUCUCCCCUCCUUCCGCCGCUCCCUCUUCAACCCCCGCCGCCCUCCACAACCACAUAAAUCCAUCGACAGACUCUACGCGCCGCUAUUGUCUAUGCCACCGACUCCUUCCGCCGAUGAUGACGACCACCUGACUAGCCGAAUCUACUGCGUGAAAUCCGAUGAAAUCGAUCGCCUCCAGUCCCAGGCCAGUUACAACGGCACCAAGAGAAGCAAAAUCGAGUCCUUCAGUGCAUUUCUCUGGAAAUCCUUAGCCGCCGCCUGCGAUGAUCGCUCCAAGGCCGUAAAAUUAGGCAUCGUAGUUGACGGAAGAACGAGGCUAAGCGGCAGAACGACGUCGUUGGACUGCUAUUUCGGGAACGUCCUCUCGAUACCGUACGUGGAAGCGAGUGUAGGUGAGCUCCAAACGACGUCGCUCACGGGGGUGGCGGAUAUGGUGCAUGAAUGCGUAGCGAUGGCGUCCACGGCGGAGCAUUUCCUAGCGUUGAUAGACUGGGUGGAGGUGCUGAGGCCGAAGCCGGCGGUGGUGAAGGUGUACUGCAAAGAUGAAAACGACGAGGCGGCCGUGGUGGUGUCUUCGGGUCAAAGGUUUCCGGUGCAGGAAGUAGAUUUCGGGUGGGGUAGACCGGAAUUCGGGUCGUACCAUUUCCCGUGGGGAGGGGAAACCGGGUACGUGAUGCCAAUGCCGAGCGCAAGCGGGAAUGGGAAUUGGAUCGUCUACGUGCAUCUAAAGAAAAAGCACCUAGACUUGGUUGAGGCACGUGCUCCUCACGUGUUCAGGCCCUUCAAUUGUGAGUAUCUGAAUCUUGAUUGAUUAUGAUAUUUUAUUGUAAAUUCGUGUUACAAACGCA
This is a messenger RNA of Sesamum indicum (sesame), 1476 nucleotides long. Its product is annotated as coniferyl alcohol acyltransferase. Gene Ontology annotation, molecular function: acyltransferase activity, transferring groups other than amino-acyl groups. NCBI's taxonomy places the organism in Eukaryota, Viridiplantae, Streptophyta, Magnoliopsida, Lamiales, Pedaliaceae. The record is from RefSeq and is a predicted model, not a curated record.